CGACGUGGUAAUCUGUCACGCAAAGCAACCAGUAUGCUGAAAACUUGGCUCAACGAACAUGUUGAACACCCAUACCCAUCAGAAGAUGAGAAACUGGCCCUGUCGGAGCAGACGGAAUUGACCAUUGCACAAAUCAGCAACUGGUUCAUCAAUGCACGUCGACGG
Molecule: messenger RNA, 165 nt
Organism: Protomyces lactucae-debilis
Lineage: Eukaryota; Fungi; Ascomycota; Taphrinomycetes; Taphrinales; Protomycetaceae
Product: homeobox KN domain-containing protein
Exons: 1
Biological process (GO): regulation of transcription by RNA polymerase II
Molecular function (GO): DNA-binding transcription factor activity, RNA polymerase II-specific; RNA polymerase II cis-regulatory region sequence-specific DNA binding
Source: RefSeq, a predicted model, not a curated record